AAUGGCCUCUGCUAUGCCUGACAAAGAGGAAGCUGCCAAGACCUCCCUGGUGGUGAGGGAAGAGGAGCAGGAGGAUGCAGUGAGUCAGGUGGCUAACCUGACCUUGGUCAGCUCUGCCUGUGAUAUGGUUUCUACAGUUUAUGCCUCCACUAAGGAGACCCACCCCUAUGUCAGAUCUGUGUGUGAUGCAGCAGAGAAAGGAGUGAGGACUGUGACUGAGGCAACAGCCAGCUGCGUGCAGCCAGUUCUGACUACGCUGGAGCCUCAUGUUACUGCAGCAAGUGAGUAUGCCUCCAAGAGUUUGGAGAAACUAGGGGAAAAGCUUCCACUCCUUCAAAAGCCAGUGGAACAGGUGAUCUCUGAUACGAAAGAGCUGGUAUCAUCCAAAGUGGCUGAUGCAAAGGAUGCUGUGAGCAGCAAAGUGACAGAGAUGAUGGAUGCAACUAAGGAGACUCUUCAGAGCAGCAUGGAGGCUGCCAAAUCUGCAGUGACCAGCAGCGUGGGAAUGGUUAUGGACUCCAGAGAGGGUCAGACUGCUGUAAGUGGAGCAGAAGCUGUCCUGGUUGGAACAGAAGGCAACUCUCUCCCAAUUGCAAAUGAGGAACUAGCCAAACUGGCAGCAUUUGCAGAGGGUGCAGACAUAAUGUCUGUGGAGGAGCAGCAGGAGAAGAGGAGAUACUUUGUGCGGUUGGGGUCUCUCUCUGAUGAACUUCGCGUAUUUGCCCACCUGCACUCAACAGACCAAGUGAAACAAGCCUGGCAGGGCAUGCGGGAGGCCCUUGCACAGCUUCACUGCAUCAUUGAACUGAUUGAAGUUUUUAAGCAAGGAUUUAACCAAAAGCUUCAGGAGGGGCAGGAGAAACUACACCAAAUGUGGCUGGACUGGAGUAGGAAGUCUUUCAAAGAGAGUGGAGAUGAAGGCUUUGCAGAGCCAGAGGAGAUGGAGUCUCUGGCCCUGCUCCUGGCACUUGGUAUCACACAGCAGAUCCAGAUUGCCUGCUGUAAAAUAGUGUCUGCAAUCCAAGGCCUUCCCUCAAGCCUUCAGGCUAAGGUAAAACAGUCUCUUAGUACCAUAGAGGAGCUCCACGCUUCUUUCUCGGUGGCAAAAUCCUUCCAGGACUUGUCCAGCGGUGUCUUGACCCAGAGCCAGAGGAAGCUGACUGUGAUCCAGGAGUACAUGGAGGAGCUGCUGGACUACCUGAAGAACAACACUCCUCUGUCCUGGCUGGUGGGACCCUUUUCUCCCAAGGAGGAGAAAACAUCACAGGAGGAUGAGCCCUCUCAGGAGAAAACAUCACAGGAGGAUGAGCCCUCUCAGGAGAAGGAGGCAGAGACAGUUGUAGAAGGACAUCAUCAAGUCUCUGCCACCUUGAUUUAA
This is a messenger RNA of Apaloderma vittatum (bar-tailed trogon), 1378 nucleotides long. RefSeq names its product perilipin-3-like. The record is from RefSeq and is a predicted model, not a curated record. NCBI's taxonomy places the organism in Eukaryota, Metazoa, Chordata, Aves, Trogoniformes, Trogonidae. The transcript is spliced from 7 exons. Gene Ontology annotation, cellular component: cytosol; lipid droplet. The coding region runs from base 2 to 1378 and encodes 458 amino acids. Gene Ontology annotation, biological process: lipid storage; positive regulation of triglyceride storage.